This is a messenger RNA of Ricinus communis (castor bean), 773 nucleotides long. RefSeq lists its product as uncharacterized. The coding region runs from base 106 to 498 and encodes 130 amino acids. The record is from RefSeq and is a predicted model, not a curated record. The transcript has a single exon. Lineage: Eukaryota; Viridiplantae; Streptophyta; Magnoliopsida; Malpighiales; Euphorbiaceae.
UGAAAUUACACCGACUCAGGAGUUAUAGUAGACCCCAUUUUAGUUAGAUUUUGAAAAUCUCUCUAAACUCUGAAUUUAGGUUUUUGGAUUAGGGGUUUUGUAAGAAUGUCGGUUCUGUGGGAGAAGAGCGAAACAUGGAGGUGGAUAGUGAGGAAAACAAGAGAUUCAAAGCCUUUCUUCAUUACCUUCGCUACAAUAUGCGGCGUAGUCCCUGGUGUUAUCGGCUAUUGCGUGAUGCAGCUCACUAACUCCAGCAAUCCAGAACUUGAGACCCGCCUCCGCCAAAACGCACGCCACGAAUCCUUGGUGAUGGCUAAAGUUAAUCAAGAACGCCUCGCAGAAUACCUUGGUGAAUUGAAGCGAAAGGAAGAUACCAAUGACCGCUAUAUUGCUGCUUUGAAAGGCCAGACAUUAACUAGAAACCCAUAUGUCAGAAUUCAACCAAUACCGAACCAGGCCGAUAAGGAACUGAAGAUUGAUGUAAAGGAAAAAAAGUAGAUGGGUCUUACUGGUAUGCUACUAAUAAUUAUGCUCUGGGUAUUAUUAAAGUUCUUGUCUUUUCUUGGUUUUAUGUUACAGAGGUUCGUUUUUGCUUAUCAACAGAUGUAGGUAUCGGUCUACAUAUUGUGCUGCUCCCUAAUUAUGCUUUUGUUUAUGUUUAAUACUCUCAUGCUUUCCAUAAUGUGCCAUAUAUUGGUAGCUGAUGGAUGAUUGCAUCGAUAAGGAACAAUUUGGUACUAGAAUAAUAUACUGAAUACUGGUUUGGAUCCUCA